This is a messenger RNA of Leopardus geoffroyi (Geoffroy's cat), 2226 nucleotides long. RefSeq names its product sperm mitochondrial-associated cysteine-rich protein. The record is from RefSeq and is a predicted model, not a curated record. NCBI's taxonomy places the organism in Eukaryota, Metazoa, Chordata, Mammalia, Carnivora, Felidae. The transcript has 3 exons. The coding region runs from base 181 to 687 and encodes 168 amino acids.
GGCUGGCCUGGAGGGGGAGGGCUGGCUGGGGAGGUCUGAGCUCCCAGCAGGAUCAGCAAAGGCUCAGCAGUGUCUUAGGUUUAAUCCUGCCCCCACCCCUGCCUCUGUCAGUCUGCCCCUCCUACUUCACCCCUGCCCUUCCCUUCACCCAACCCCCAGCCUGGCCGCUCCUGCAGCUGAAUGGACUUCUCCCUCGGCCUACGCUUGGGCCCUCGCAACAAGAAGGCCACCCACCAACAGCCCCCUACACCCUCCGGGCACGCCGCACCAGCUGCCGCCCCUUGUCUGUCCUGUCCCCCCUCCGCCUGUUUUUGCCCCUGCCCUAGCUGUCCUCCUCCUACCUGCUCCUGCACUGCCUAUCCCUCUCAUGCAGCUACCUGCCCCUCCUGCCCCAGUCUUCCUGGCCCACCCUGUACCUGCUCCUGCCCCCCCUGCCCUGCCUGUCCUCCCCUGACUUGUCCCCACAGCUCCUGUGUCUUGUGCGCUGGUCCGCACGUGACCUGCUGCCACCCCUCACCUUGCCCAAUUUACCCUUGCUCCAGAGGCCGAGCUGCCUGUCCCAGCUCCUGCCUGGGCUGUAGUGACAGCUGUGGCUGUGGCCCAGGGGCUCCUCCAGGCUCCACUGGCCGCUGCAGCCGCUGCUUCCGGGGACAACGCACCUCUCAGAGGCACUGUCUCAUAGUCUAGCUGGACUGCUGCCCCGCUGAGAGGUUGUCGGUCUGGUCUCCCGGAGCACUUCUGCCAGCUGCUUCCUCUGGGGGGAGGCAGAAGCUCUGGAGUGAGGAGAGGCAUCAGCUAAACCCCUCACCCAGACAGGUAGAGGCAGAAGACUGCUCAGAGCCCCCGCGCAUCCCCCAUAGUCCCUGAGAGCGGGGCAUCUGCUUUGAUGUUAGUUUCUGGGCCUGCUCCCGCUGGUUCCAGAACCUCCUCUUCUGCAACUUCUGAAAUGGAAAGCAUGCUUCUCAGAGCCUCCCUCAAGGCCUCGGAAGGUGAGGAAGUUGGCCAUUUUCUUCCUGUAGUCAGCCUCUGCUGGACAUCCUUCUUGGCUCAUCUUCUCUGCAGUUCUCAUGGAUAAGGAACCUGGAGUUCUCUGCCUGGAUGUCUUGUCUUUCAAAUCUCUGAGUGCUCGCGCAGUGUCAUGACCUCAAUCUUCCAGCAAUAAUCCCCUCUGUUACAUCCAUGCUCAUCUGGCAUGGGGAUAAGGGAAGCUGGGAAGUCUGGUCUCAGUGAUCCCAUCCAUAUAGUUAAGUCAAAAUACCCUGUCCCUGUGGAUAGGACCUGAGUUUGGAGAAGCCACCAAGAGGAAGCUGGAAGUAAGAGCCCCAGGGUAGCCAAAUAGCUCUUAAGAAGAAUUCCAGCUAAUGCGGAAGGAAUACGGAAUUAGAAAAAUCAUUGGGCAGCCCUUGAUCAAAUAAUUAAUCAAAGCAAGAAUCACGAAUGGAUGAAACCAAAGAUGAUGGUUGAUGGUGAACUUUACAAUGGAGGAAUCAAGCCGUGACCACCUAACCCCACUGAGGAAUCUUACCAUCACUAAAAGGGGUAUAACCCCUCUACUGUGUACCUUCUGGGGUGAUGCAAUCUGAAGCACUCAGCGCCACCCAUGAAAGACUCUUGCCAAACAAAGGAACAAACACACACACACAAAACUGAACAUGAUUCUAAUCAAACCUCUAAAACCAACCUCCAUUUAACAGGAAAUAUCAGGGAUGGAGGAACAAUUUAAAUGACACAACGAGGAAGUAAGAAGACACAUCCAGAGAGUGGGAACUUUUCAAGGAAAUGUGGCUCAAUUUCUUCAACUAGUCAAUGGCUAGGGGGGAAAAUUGAGAGAGGACAUAAAAGGACUACUAUUAUAUGGGGCAUGUGGACUCUUUUGGUUCCUGAUUGGAUAACCCAAUUGUAAAAAGACAGUUUCAGACAGUUGGAGCCUUUUACUUACGGACUGGAGAAUGCCAAGGAGUCAGUAUUGAUUUUGUUAGACAUAAAAUGGCUUCAGCGUUUUGUAAGAAAAGGGCCUUAUUUCCUAGGGGUGCAUAUUGAAGUAUGGAGUGAAGUGACAUACUUACUUUUAAGUAUUUGGGCAGAUAAAAAAGGACGGAAUUAAAGGAAUAGAAGCAACGAAGUGACAGAAUUAUAUUAUUGAAUUAACUAUGUAGGGGUUCAUAGAACUCUGCUCUCUACCUGUGUGUAUGUUUAAACAUUUUCAUAAUAAAAGUUUUAAAUGUU